Molecule: messenger RNA, 1981 nt
Organism: Glossina fuscipes
Lineage: Eukaryota; Metazoa; Arthropoda; Insecta; Diptera; Glossinidae
Product: exonuclease 3'-5' domain-containing protein 2-like
Exons: 6
Coding region: 271-1965 (564 amino acids)
Biological process (GO): nucleobase-containing compound metabolic process
Cellular component (GO): cytoplasm; nucleus
Molecular function (GO): nucleic acid binding; 3'-5' exonuclease activity
Source: RefSeq, a predicted model, not a curated record
AUUAACUACAUCCUUUAUAUAACCGUUAAGAAAAAAAUUAGCAUAUUUUUUUUUAUAAAACAUCAACAAUAUUUUGCGUUCAUUAAUUGAAUAUCAAAUUUUGAAAUGCUUUACUUUUCUGCAGCUACCUAAACAUGAUGCGUCACUUUUCUAUUGAACGUAUAAACUAUCUGUUUGCUACAAUCAACUGUCCUACUGGACUGAAAAUUUUAAGAAAAAUUACAAAAUUUUUGUUGAACAUUUAUUAACAUUUUUUCAAUCUUUAUCGUAAUGUCAAACGUUAAACCAAAUAGUUUAUCAAAUAGUUUAACACCGGUGAAAAGUGCCCUUCUAGCAGGAGCUGGUAUAGGUUUACUUUUUUUGGUUGUUAAACGUCAACACAUCUUAAGUUAUUGGAACCGAUUCCAAAACCCUCUUAAAAGAAAGCACGUAGUGUUAAUACAAAACGCAAAUGAUUGUCAAAAGGUGGUGAACAUAUUAAAAAGCCACUGCAGUGAUUAUAAAGUUUUGGGCUUUGACUGUGAGUGGGUUACCGUUAAUGGCAAUCGUAGGCCGGUGGCAUUGUUGCAGUUGUGUUCCAAUAGGGGAUAUUGCGCUUUAUUUCGUUUGUGCUGCAUACGUCAAAUACCGAAAAGCUUAAAAGAUCUCCUGGCAGAUGAAGAGGUAAUAAAGGUGGGCGUAGACCCUGGCUAUGAUGCCCAAAAGCUGGCGUUGGACUACGGUGUUGGUGUGGCUAGUACUUUUGAUUUGCGUUAUCUGGCCACUAUGGUUGGACGUAAACCAGAGGGCUUAGCGAAAUUAUCACUGUCUGUUUUAAAAAUAACACUUGAUAAACAUUGGCGUCUAUCUUGUUCCAAUUGGGAAGCCAAAGAUUUAACUGAAAAGCAAAUCGAAUACGCUGCUAACGACGCUUUCGUGGCUGUCGAGAUUUUUAAAACUUUGGCUCGUGAAUUCAAGCCAAGGUUAUCUUGGCUUUCAGACUUCGCGAUAACCAAAUGUAGAAUUGAGCCAUAUUUAGAAUUACAAUUCAACAGCAGCUUUUCGCAAAAGAAAUCAAAAGCCACAGUAAACAAAUCCGUUACUCCGAUUAAAACGCAAAAUCGUAAACUUAGUACACUUUCUAAAGCGUUAUACGAUAAUUGUUUGCUCCAAGCACCAGACGGCGAACUUCUUUGUACUAUAGACAAACGUAAAGCCGAAUGGUAUUUGCAACAACAAUUAGGUGUGAAGAUUGAAUCUGAACCAUUCAUAGUACGUUUAAACUUUGAGCCAGCGAGUAGAGCAGUAGGUGAGGUAGGACGUUACUAUCAGACUCCGAAAGAAAAUCGAUGUGUGGUCUGUGGCGAACGUAAUGCAUUCGUACGCAAAAAUAUUGUUCCAAGAGAAUAUCGCAAGCACUUUCCAGUUGUAUUGAAAUCUCAUACCUCUCAUGAUGUUUUACUGCUCUGUCCCAAGUGUCACCAAAUAAGCAAUAUAUCGGAUUUUAAAGUUCGUAAUAAACUGAGUGAGAUGUGCGAUGCUCACCAGAGAAUUCCGAAACCUGCAGAACUGCCAGAACUAAGGCAGGUUAAAAUGGCAGCUCGAGCCUUACUAAACCACUCAGAACAAAUACCAUUGGAAAGGCGUAAAUACUUAGAAACUUUAGUAUUAAAUCAUUUUAAGGAAAGUGAGGAUAUUAAUUGGGAUAUGAUAAAGGAGGCAUCGGAGCUGCAUACGAGUGAACCAAACGACAGUUAUUGCACGCAUGGUGAAAAAGUGGUACAAAAAUUUCAAGCUGAUUUUGGCGGUUUAAAAGAACUGGAAAAAUUAUGGCGUCAACAUUUUCUUAAUACUAUGGAACCGAAAUAUUUGCCGCCUCUCUGGGAUGUCAAUCAUAAUGCCAACAGACUGGAAAUACGCGCAACGCAGGGAAGAGUUAAUGAAGAAGAUAUGCUGAUAGCUGGCGUACCAUUACACAAGGAAUAAUCUGUAAAAUUUGGAA